Staurois parvus is the source of this 320-nucleotide messenger RNA. NCBI's taxonomy places the organism in Eukaryota, Metazoa, Chordata, Amphibia, Anura, Ranidae. The record is from the annotation of a GenBank genome assembly.
AUGGGGCCCCCAGGCAAUAGGGGAUCAUGGGGCCCCUGUGUCCUUGCCCAAACUCAAAAAAGCCUAUGAAAAAGGUACCAGGGGCAUCUCAUGGGGCCCCCUACUGACCCGGGGCCCUCGGGCAGUGCCCGAGUUUCCAAAUGGUCAGUCCGCCCCUGCUCAAGACUGUCCAUGAUUUUAAAGGCACUGUACAAUCCGAGAGUCUACUCUAUCAGGGAUUAUUUUCCCCAAACUGCAUUAUUUUGCAUUUAGAAAUAUUGAACUGUAGUUUCCAGUGUUUUAACCAAUUUUACAGCAAUUCCUCAUCAUGUUCCAUGUUA